AUGCAGAAGAGUCUCUCGUCGGGCCUUGGUCAACUGACUGAGCUUGAUAGUAGUAUUGGCCCUGUUGUUAUCCACCAGAAGGCGGUCAUGAAGAGCCUCGAGGUAAUCGUGGAUAAUGGAUCUGGGAUGACACCAAUGCCAGUCCGCAGUGCAGCGCAGUCGCCCAAGGAAGAGGCGCCGUCAACAGGAGCGGAGGGGAAGCAAGGAACCGGGCCGCGUCCAAAUUACUCGGUGCUCGUUGCCAGACUCGCUAUCAUCACGCUCUUUGCUGUGUCCGUCAGCCUCUUAACCAUAUUCACGUGGUUCUGGACGUCUCAGAGCACGAAGAAUGCUGUGAACAGCCUCGGGUCGUCUAUCAGGCAUGAAAUCCUCAACCGCUCAGCCGGACACAUGCUCCGGGUAUUGUCUGACCAGGCUGCGGCACUUCAUUCGACUGAAGAGGCAUGUUACUACCAGUAUCAGCUGACGGGAGCUGUCAUGGGCGAGCAGAUGCGGAGGCAAGUCUGGGGUGUCGUAUCCAACCGGAACUACGAUCUGAAGUGUUCAACGCAUGAUGGGUCGGGCAAGUACUCUUACGUGAAUCCAGAAACAGUAUCCGGGGUGCGGAGAUACACAGAGGUCUUCUCAAACACGACUACGCCCCUCGGGGGGUGGCAAAUGGCUUACAAAGUCUCCCUUGACGCCAAUGGCCAGCGUCUGGGGCAAGCCGCACCGUUUGAGACCGUUCCCGACAAGCGGCUGAGACCGUACUACACAGGCGCUCACAAUCUGUCCGCUGGGGACGUGUUUUGGAGCACUCUCUACUCAGAUCAGCAGUUUCCCGUUAUGGUCGCUUCCACUCCCCUGAGGGACAACGUGUCUGGGACUUUCCUGGGGGUCAACGCCGUUUCGCAGGCGCUCAGAGACCUGAGCGACUACAGUUCACUAUUCGACCUCAAAGGGGGAGUAUUGUACUUCAAAACGGCCGACGACGUUCUGCUCGCGAAAUCGGGGCCGAUCGACGACUUUCUGAUAGGAGGUCGCCUGCGGAGGGCCAACGAGUCAUUAAACCCUACUGUUCGGGCUGCAGAGGCUUUCGUGACGGAGACGUGGGGUUUGCAGCACCUGCUCUCUACUAGGACGGAAGCUGCUGACGUGACUCUGGGCAAGUUGCGAUAUUAUGUAGACACGGUGCCUAUUCGGCUCAACAAUCUCAUGGUCGUCGCUGUGGUAGCAAUCCCACGAACAAGCAUUAUGGGGGUCAUCGACGAGCGGAGCCGCGCCACCGUGAUCUUCCUCGUCUCUCUGUCCGUUGCCAUCUUCGCUCUGGGGUGCGUACUGGUGGUCUUCUUCACGGUGCGCGUCUCAAGGGAAGUGAAGCUCAAGGCCGAACUAGACGCGGCGAAACGGCGGGCGGAAGCGCACAGUCAGGCCAAGAGCAUGUUCCUGAGCAACGUGUCCCACGAGUUGCGGACUCCAAUGGCGGGGAUCAUGGGGCUGCUGGACCUCUUAGCAGCUGAAGAGCUCCAGCCAGAACAGGCCGUCAACGUGGCUCAGAUCAAGCAGUGUGCAACGAGCCUCUUGGGCCUCCUCAACAACUUGUUGGAUCUCGGAAAGAUCGAAGCGGGGCGUCUAGAAUUAGAGAAGGCCGACUUCGACAUCACGGCCGAGCUCGAGUCCAUUGUCGACAUGUUCGCGGUGCAAUGUAGCAAGAAAGGUAUUGAAAUUGGUCUUGAUUUGCCCGGGGACAUGGACCGGUUAGUGAAAGGCGACCAGGCUCGGGUGCGACAAGUGGUCGUCAAUCUGCUGUCGAACGCCGUCAAGUUCUCGUCGGUUGGCGGGCACAUUCUCGUCAGGGCAUGGCCCAUCCCCUUUCCCCAAACCGAGCUUGCGCCUGCCGGCCCCCCCGACUCGCCCAACGCAAAGACCCCCCGAGAAAACGGCGGGUGGUUUUCGCCCUGCUCCCCAUCCCCAAAAUCGGCUCCCCCGGUUCCUUCCGCGGCGAAAAGGGGGUACACUUUUGAGGUGGACGACAGCGGGAUAGGGAUCCCCCCGGAAAAGCGGGAGAAGGUGUUUGAGAACUUCGUGCAAGCCGAUUCCUCUACCACGCGAACGCAUGGCGGGACGGGGCUUGGACUGGGCAUCGUUCGGUCGCUUGUUCGAAUGAUGGGUGGAGACAUCCAGAUCGUAGACAAGGACGGGCCGGGUACGCUGAUGCGGUUCACCAUCUACUUUGAGGAGUCAGAAACGGCAGCGGAACAGCCGGGAACAAGCCUGGAUGACGUCAGAGAGGGCCACGUGUUUCUGGCGAUGGAGGGCGACGUCGGGCGUGGCAUUGCCGAAAGGUACCUGACGGCCCAGGGGCUGACUGUGCAAACGGUACGAACGCUGGGAGCACACCCGUCGGAGCUUCUUGCCGGUCAUGAUGUGGAAGCGGGACAGCCGGUAUUUAUGCUUCUUGAUGCGAGCGCUCUCGACGGCGCGAUCUUGGGCGACCUCCGCAACUUACAAGCGUUUCUCGCUGAGUUGUCUGCGCUUCAACACAAAGCAAGCAUCGCUUGGCUAACUUCGCCGUCUACCCCCAGUCCUGUCAGACAGCUGCUGAAGUCCGCCUUCCCCGUUGCAAGCAAACCUCUCUACAAUACCCGCCUCUCAACUCUCCUUCGCUUGAUGAUCGCCCGGUCAGGCGCUUCGCCUUUCUGCAACACUCCCGAGUCUCAGCACGAAGAGACGCUUCCCCUAGAGAACCGUAACGUAUUCGGAGCCGUUUCCGGAGCCGACACGGCUUCAGAACUAAGUGCUGGAAGCGACUCCUCAAGAUUUACGGAAACUUCGAGCCUUCUCCCUACAUCACCGCUAAUAUCGCCUCUAGGAGGAGCUUUAGGCACACACUUAAAGCCAGCUCCGAGGUCCUCGUCCCAUGCCGAGGCGUCAAGCUUAGCAGCAGGCGGGCGUCAGACCCCUCUCCGACGUGCGCAGUCGCAACCCCUGGCCGGCCUGCGAGUCCUUGUCGCUGAAGAUACGCCCAUCUUGCAGAAGCUUGCUGUUAAGAUGCUGACAAAGCUGGGAGCGUCGGUGCAUUGCGUUGAGGACGGGCAACAGGCAGCUGCGGCUGUCAUUGGGUCGGGCGAAGCGAACCAUCAAAAUGCAUUCGAUGCGGUUUUGAUGGAUUGUCAGAUGCCAAACGUGGACGGGUAUCAAGCCACAGAAGCGAUCCGGCAGGCCGAAGCCGGCUUGGGGCGUUACACUCCGAUCAUUGCGCUCACGGCACAUGCCAUGGCGUCGGACAGAGACAAAUGCUUGGCAUGCGGCAUGGACGGCUACCUUAGCAAACCCAUCCUACAAAAAGACCUUGUGUCAACUUUGACAUCAGUCAUUAAAGACAGGAAGAGGGAGACUUGACGAAGAUCAGGUAUAGGUGCAUUGUAAGUAAGUGAAUGUCAUCAAUAGCGGAAGCGUCAAAACUCAAUUGUGAGUACAGGUGCACUGCAUAAUGGUCAAGUAGUUGCAUGAUCAGCGGAUUGGUCAAAUACGUUUCGGGUAUCCACUUGCAUUGAGGGUGUAGGUGCACAAGGUUGGUCCGGAUUAGUGGCUCUUGUCGAUCUUCACCUCCGGGAUUUGACGAGCACAUAGAGAGCAUAAAACGCGAAUUGGGGGUUUGUCGAUGGCGGUGUACGUUGGCGGCUUCUUGUUGACUAGGUACUGCAUCAGUCCGGUACUAUAAGUGCAGUUUUAGUCAGCAAAGAAACAAGUACUGUACGUUGGACAUGACGCGACGAAACUAAUGAUUGCCCAUUACACGUUGGAUGACUUAUUUGCGGAAAGUCGCAAAAAAAGUACAUGCAUCUAGAGGUCGACGGUCCACCCUCUCUCUAGCUAUUAGACGGUCCUAUAGCGGUCUAGGCUCUAGAGUCUAGCAGGCUAGCCUAGAACUCUAGCGAUCUAGGACAAGGAUUUUACCGGGAUGUCCUUGUGCAGCUCGACC
Klebsormidium nitens is the source of this 3964-nucleotide messenger RNA. The record is from the annotation of a GenBank genome assembly. NCBI's taxonomy places the organism in Eukaryota, Viridiplantae, Streptophyta, Klebsormidiophyceae, Klebsormidiales, Klebsormidiaceae.